AUGCAAAUGUUACCACCGUCGCCUUCAUCAAAAUCAUCAUCAUCAACAGCAACAACUCCUUCUCAAUCUCCAUCAAUAGAUACUCAUUCUAUUCAAACUUCUCCUAUACAUGAUCACAUAGAGUCUAUGAGACAACGAAUGGCUCCAAUUAUGGGAGAUCCAAAUCAAAAUACGAAUGUAGAUAGAAAAAAAAUAAAACCUGUACUUAAAAAUUUAGAUAAUUCUCCAUCAUCACGUAAACCUACUUUUCACUUACCUAUUUCCUCACCACAACCAUCUGUUGAUCUUACUAGUAAAGAAAUACAAGCUAAAUAUGACGAAGUGCUUCAAAAUUCUGGUUUGUUUCUUAUUAAUGGCGAGCGAAAACUUAUCGAACAAAAAGAUAUUGUUAAACAAUGUUUGCUUGGUUCUGGUACAUGUGGUGAAGUAUUUAAAAUGCGACAUGAACCAAGUCAAAUGAUAUUAGCUGUUAAAGUUAUGUUUCGAACACAAUCUCAUGAAGAAAAUAAACGAAUUAUUAUGGAUUUAGAUGUACUUGUAAAAAGUUAUAAUUUUCCACAUAUUGUUCGUUGUUUCGGUUAUUUUAUUCAACAAACAGACGUUUGGAUAGGUAUGGAAUUGAUGGCAUCUUGUUUCGAUAAACUUCUCAAACGUAUUCAACAACCUAUACCAGAAUAUAUUCUUGGAAAAUUAACUUUUUCAACUGUUACUGCCUUAAAUUAUCUAAAACAACAACAUGGAAUAAUGCAUCGAGAUGUUAAACCAUCGAAUAUAUUAAUUGAUGAAAAUGGCAAUAUCAAAUUAUGUGAUUUUGGUAUUUGUGGUAUACUUAUUGAUUCAAAAGCUAAUUCACGAAAUGCUGGUUGUGUUGCAUACACAUCACCCGAACGUAUAAAUCCAACAACUGAAGGCAAACCUAAUUAUGAUAUACGUGCUGAUAUUUGGAGUUUGGGAAUUUCACUUAUUGAACUUGCUACUAAUACACAUCCAUAUGCAAAUGGUAUAACCGAUUUUGAUAUUAUGGCACGUAUUGUUGAGGAAAAUUCACCUCAAUUACCUUCUGAUGUUUUCUUUUCUGAUAUAUUUCGAUCUUUUGUUGAUACAUGUUUAAUUAAAAAUUAUCAAGAUCGACCAAAAUAUGCUCGAUUAAUGGAACAGCCAUUUUUUAUUCAUUCAGCUGAACAAUCUGUUGACGUUGCCAAUUGGUAUCGAACGGUAACAAGUGCUGCAAGUCAAAAUUGUGUGUAUGAGUUGUGUGUCGAGCAAACGCAAAUAAUAUCUAAUACAUACGCAACUAGUUUAUUCAUCGGUACUUUAAACAUGGAUUAUAUGGGUUCAACAUCAACGGCUCAAUAUACUCGUAUGGGCCGUCAAGCACAACCAGGUAAACAUCUCCCAUCUAUUGGUACAUUUGAUUAUCGACAAUCAUCUGCUCCACCAUAUUCUGGUUUACUUACUCGAUCACUUUCUCUACCAUGGCGUCCAUCAACAUUUUAUCGAUCGGCACGUAUUGAAACAGCACAACCAUUGAAUGCAUCAACUGCACAACCAUUUAGUUCAUCAAAUUAUUUAAAUAAUGUUGAUAGUGUUAAAGUACCACCAAUAUUCCCAUCAGCACGACAAGCACUUUAUACACGUUAUACACCAAAAGAUUGGUUUAAUGCUCAACAAACAAAUUAUAUUGCAUCAGAUAAGAUUCGUUCGGCAGCUGAACGUUUACGUUCUGAUGCUAUACGUUUAGCACGUGAAAAAGAUGAGCAAUCAUUUAAAAAUAAUGCUGAAUCAUCCAAACGUAUAGGUGAACGUAUAAAUGAUAUUGAAUAUUGGAAGAAUGAAUUAGAUAAAGCAAAAGAUAAAAUAAAACGUAAAAUAGAUGAUGUUGAAGCGAAACGACGUGAAGUUGAAAGACAAUUAGCUGAAACAGAAAAACCAUUACGUAUAGCUCAAGAAAACUUGUAUGAACGUGAAAAACGACAAGGCAUUGAUCUUGUCCAUGAUGGUGUUGAACGUGAACUUAUUCGAGAAAUUGAUACAAUUAAAUUAAAUCAACAAAAACUUCGACAAAUGCUUGAACGAUUGAAUACACAAAAUGCUCUCAAUCGUGCUGCAUUACAUGAAUUGGAAGUUGAUGCACAAGAUAAAUUUCGUGCCCGUGUACUUGAUUCAGCUGCUCAUAAUAUUAAAACAACAUCACGUGGUAUUAACUUUUAUCAUGGCAUUGAAGGUGUUGAUAAUACUGUAUCAGUACCUGAAUCAUGGGCUCGACAUACCGAAGAAAAUAUUCGUCGAACAUUAAGUGAAAUUUCUCAAUCGGAUGAAUUACUCAAUCAAAGUAAUCAACAAAUGGCAACAAGUAAUAAUGAUAUGUGGUCACAAUGGAAUCAUGUUAAUGUUUCUCUUGAAAAUCGUGUACAAGAAGAACAAAUUGCUAAAAAUAAAAUUCAAGCUCAUCUUGAAAAGAUUCUUCAAGAAAUCUUUGAUGUUGAACAAAAUAUUGAAUUUGUGAAAAAAACGAUUGCUGAUAAGGAACAAUUUUUACAAGUUGCUCAAACACGUCUUGAAACACGUACAAGACGACCUAAUACUGAAGCAUGCCGAGAUCCUGCUAUGCAUAGAUUAAUUCAAGAAGUUCAUGAUUGCCAUGCAGCUAUUGCUGAUCUUCAUGGUAAAUUACGUCAAGAAGAAAAUGCUGUACAACAUUUAUUACGCGCAAAAUCAACAUUAGAACAAGAUUUAGCUAUUAAAAAUAAUUCCUUAUUUAUUGAUUCGGAUAAAGUUAUGGGCAUCCGUCGUACUUAUACAAUGGCAGCACCGGAAAAAAGUUCAACAACAUCUGUAUCAUUUUCUCAUCCGCGCGGUCUAAUUACCGCAUGA
Molecule: messenger RNA, 2874 nt
Organism: Adineta steineri
Lineage: Eukaryota; Metazoa; Rotifera; Eurotatoria; Adinetida; Adinetidae
Source: the annotation of a GenBank genome assembly